GUCAGUAUUGCCUCUAUCCAGCUCUCUCACUUCCUGUUUUCGGUGCGUCAGUCCGCCGAGCGCGCCGAUGACGUCAUCACGGCGCCCUGCACGUCUCGGUCACGGGGGAGGAGCCGCCAUCUCGGCGAAGCUGAGGGAGGGUCACGAACUCUGACCCGCCGGGGACCGGGAGCGGAGGGUAACGGAUGGUCCAGCACCGGGAGCCCGGCACGCGCACCCCGGAGGCCCAGCGAGCCCAGGUAGGAGCCAGCCCGGGGCCGGGCGGCGCACAGAGCAAGGAGCGGGCUCCAGUGUGACCCGUGACUCCCCCCCGCCCUCGCCGUGUCUCCGCUCAGCAUCCAUGGCCGUCACCGACUGACGCUGUAACCCUCUCACCGUGACCUCUGACCUGCACCCGACAGGAAUAGCUUCCCGGGCCGCAACCCCCCCACCCCCUCCUCCCUCCCCGCGAGCACGCGCACUGUGCGCCCGCCCUCCGCGCGGGGGCGCGCUCUGCAGUCACCCCGGCACGAGCCUCGGGAGCGCGCUCACUGGGCUCACACAGGGCAGAGGACCUGCUGCUCUUACUAACCUGCGGGGGGGGGGGGAAGCAUUCACUAAAGGGAGAAUUCAAAGGAAAAAUGUAAUCCCCCAAUCCUGGAACCAUUUUCUCUAAGCCAGCUCUGGUUCCAGAUUGGCUGCCCUGGCCUUCCAUUAGAAAUAAUAACCCUGCUAGUUUUACAGCUCUGCCUAAAACGUGCCAUUCCCAUGUCGAUACGUGGCACUGCCCGAUGUGCGGAAUAACAUACGUCUCGGUUAUUCACUAAAGUGAGAGUUCAAAGUGACAUAGGGAAUUUCUCCGACUGGGCUAUUUUGAUCCCAAACUUCUGGAAUAAAAGGGAAUCAUGAUGUCACACAUGUCAUGUGUCCUUAAGGGGUUAAAGGAGCACUAUAGUACCAAAAAAACAAACUCGUUUUCCUGGCACUAUAGGGUCUUUUGGUCCCCCCACUCCCGCUGAAUGAAAGGGGUUAAACUCUUACCUUUCACCAACGCCGGGUUCCCUCGGCGCUGGGGAUCUAUCCUCCCUCUUCUGACCUCAACGCCAAAUACACAUGUGCGUCAAGAGCUGUGCGCGCAUUCAAUCAGUCCAUAGGAAAGCAUUUCUCAAUGCAUUCCUAUGGACGUCAGCGUCUUACGGUGAGAAGCGCCUCUAACGGCUGUCAGUGAGACAGCCACUAGAGGCUGGAUUAACCCUAGUGUAAACAUAGCAGUUUCUCUGAAACUGCUAUGUUUACAGCUGCAGGGAUAACCCUAGAUGGACCUGGCACCCAGAGCACUUCAUUGAGCUGAAGUGGUCUGGGUACCUGUAGUGGUCCUUUAAAUGUGAAAUUUACUUUAAUCACUUUAGUGAAUAAUCGUGUGUGAGCUCAUACACCGUAUCCUUGAUUUGCUAGGUAAACUGUGUUUACUGGGCAUGUUGUUGUUAUUAUUAAUAGCAUUUAUCUAGUGCCAACACAAUGUGCAGCUCUUUAUUUUUACACAGUCGCAAUUAGUAGCAGCAAGCACACACACACUGAAACACAUGCAGAUACACAGAUACAAACACUGACACUCACACUAACACACAUGCAGAUACAGACUGACACAGAUACACAACCUGACGCACAUACAGAGACUUAUAUACAAACACUGACACAUAUGGAUACUCAGACACACUGAUGCAAAUACUGACACACAUGCAGAUACACUGAUAAAAACACUGACUAUAUACAGAUGCACACACAGGUACACACACUGACAACAUACAGAUACACAAAUACAUACAAUGAUAACAUACAGAUACACACAGUGACGCACAUACAGACACGUAGAUACACAACCUGACACACAUGCAGAUACAGACCACAUAGAGAAACAUAGAUAUACUAAAUAUACACAGGUUUACACACUGACAUACACACACAGAUAUACAUACUGACAACAUAGUGACACACACACAGACAUACUGACACACACACAGACACCCUGACAGACAUACUCACACACAGACUUACUGACUCACACAAAUACUGACACACACGCAAAGUUUACAUUUAUAAAGCCACCCUCAUAAAGCGAAGCAAUAUAAAAAGAUUGAUAGAAAUGGAGAGAAAGAAAGGCAAAGGAAAAAUAAUAUUUUGAAAGGGAGCCUAGAUUUUGAUAUUCACCACUGUCCCCAGGGGGAAUAUAAUCCAUCUAUUAGUAAGCUCUAGCAUUUUAAAUAAAUGUGAUUAUUUGUAAAGUUUGUUCCCCUUUAACAGGGUAAGUAAGAAAGCCUAAACUUAAUGGACGCAAGCCUUUUUUCAGCCCAUAUAAAUAUGUAAUCAGAAACGUCAGUAAUUUUAUUAAGACACACAGGCUCCUAUUAUGCUGCACUCUCUUUAUUUCCCUCGGCAGCAAAGAAAUUUUUUUUAUACACAUAACCAGUAAAUAACAGUAACAGUCUGAGCGGUAAUCUUCCCAGUAACAGGAACCGCAAAUCAGGUUCCUCUCUCCAACAUAAUAGGCUCCGACAACCAAUCCGUUUCCUCUUUCUUUGCUGCUCCCUCAGUUAAGUACAUCGGAUCCCUCAGUUCUUAACUGUGGGAUUAUUACUUUUCUUGUGAUAUUUUUAUUAUCAUUAUUAUUGAUAUAUUAUUUGAUAUAUUUUAGUAUUAUUAUCGAUUUAUCAUUAAUGCUAAAGUCUUUCAACCAUAUUAGCUUUUCCUAUGGGACCUUUUUAUCAUUGCUUGCUUGUUGCAUGCUUUCACUCCCCCCCCCCACCCCCCUUUCGUAUUUCUCUUCAUGUUUGGUUUUAUAUUCCCCCCUUGGAGCUCACUGGCCCCAGCCUGACUCCCUGAACCCAUCACUAGCGGGCUAAGGGACGUCAGCUGGAGCCGCUGAUACCCUAUCGAAGCGCGUCGUGCCUUUUUUCCCUAACCGCCGCCCUUUCGCGGAGCUCAAACACGUCAGGGAACCCGUUCGCCUGACGGUCCGCUCGUGGAUCACGUAUGUGUAGGGCACCCGCCUCAGUUGCCUAAUCUGCCACCGCGCAAAAGAGCCACUUGCCGGGCACAAUCGGCUAGACUAUGGAGAAGGGUAAAAGCCCAACUAGAUUCUGAGUCGAAUCUCAGCGAGAUUGAGGAGGAGACCUAUAUGGAUCCAGAGGAUCUGGAGGAUCCCGAAUCAGCCUGGCCUAAGACUAUUUCCGAGAGCGUAAUACGCCUCAAUCUGACUCAUGUUACACGGAGCUUAAAACCCCAAUAGAUGCAGAUAACAUUUUGGACCCUUAUGGGGAACCUCUGUUCAACCCCGAUGAUCUACGUCAUCCACGGUCAGCAGAAUGGUCCCCUUCAGUCCAUGUGGCCAAAUAUAUAGCGUCUAGAGUUCGCAAGCCCUUAGAUAAGGCGACAUGAAAUAAACUUUGGGCAAAAUGCCCACGGACCACUGUCCCAGAUGAUGCCUGCAGAACACCUGCAGUGGACCCCAAAAUCACCCAAUUCUUGGGCAAGACAGGCUGGAAGCCUAACAAAGGCCUAAAUUUCUCCCUGCACAACUGCCAGGAUAAGAUAUUGGAUAUAUUGGGCCCAGCAACCAAGACAUUUCAUAUGGUCGAAAACGACCAAGAGUUGGAUCGUACCACCAUAAGUGGCUGAAUACAACGAGUGAUUUCUUUGAUUGGCAAUGCCAAUUCUGCGAUGGCUACGGAGUAUCGCAAAGCAAUAUUAUUGAAAGUAGAACCCAAGUUGGUUAACAUGGCUAUAAACGAGCCGGGCGUUUUGUUCCAAGGUCUCCUGUUCAGGGACAAUUUUGUCAAAGAGUUUGGCUCUUUCGUAUAUACUUUUACUGCCCUAGAUAAAGUGCAAUCAAAUAUGCGCAAGAUUUUCCACCCUAAGGUUUUUGGUGGGGCCGGAAGAGCCAGGAACCGUCUGUCCGGCCGUAUUAACAGGGGCUCAUUUAGACAGAACCGAGGCUCCUACACUGGACAACCUACCUUUGCGGAACACCGCAACACCCCGGCCUUCUUCCCACAACGUGGGCGGCCAUGGAUUGCACGUGGAUCACGAGGCACCCACUCAGGACGACGACCUUAUGGUAAGUCCUCUCAAGUUUCAUUCUUCCCUAGGGACAGUGGGGGGCAGACUCCUACAUUUUUUUCAAUGCUUGGUCACACAGCUCAUCAGAUACAUGGGUGUUGAACACUGUAAGAGGGUAUGCCAUAGAAUUCCUGUCCCUACCAGUAUAAUACUCCCCACCACGGGAAAUUAAUUUUUCCCGACAAGACGCCUCCCUUGUCUCCAAUGAGGUUCUGGAAUUGGCACACAAACAAGCCAUCUUAGAGAUCCCUAUGUCCACCCCAGACUAUGCCAGCAACCUUUUCUUAGUUGCCAAGGAAGGCGGCAGUGCCCGCCCAGUGAUCAAUUUGAGACAACUCAACAUUUAUGUUGCCUACUAUCGUUUCAAGAUGGAAGGCAUACAAUGCCUAAGAGAUCUCCUCCAACCAUCAGACUGGAUGGUGAAGUUAGAGCUGCAGGACGUCUAUCUCACAGUACCGAUUGCACGGCAUCACCAAGACUUCCUGCAAUUCAUAUGGCAAGGAAAAAAAUGGAGAUUCAUCUGCCUCCCGUUCGGACUGUCUUCAGCCCCAUGGUGCAUCACCAAACGAAUGAAGCCCAUGGUCGCCUUACUGCAAAGUCGAGGAGUACGUCUCGUAAUCUCCUUAGACGACAUCCUCAUCAUGGGUCAGUCUGAUUCUGAUUCCCACAUAACAAUUUUGGGUCUCAUCGUGGAUUCUACGCUUCAGACCCUACACCUGGCAAUGACAAAACUAAACAGUAUAAAGAAGGAAAUCAGAUGCAUGCUGGCGACUCCCCAGCUUACUCUGAAACCGUUGGCGAGAGUGAUAGGUCUCCUCGCGGCCUCCAUACAAACCAUCUUCCCGGGCCCUCUCUAUUACCGAGCGUUACAACGCCUACAAGCCUCCCAUUUGAUAGACGGGGUCUCCUACACAGAUUUGAUCACUCUGAACUCAGAAGCGAAAGACGAACUGAAAUAGUGGCUCUUCCAUAUGGAAACCUGCCAUUUUCAGCACCACACCAGAUCUCAUAAUAGAAUCCGACGCGAGUUUGCACGGUUGGGGUGCUCGCUGUGGAAAUGUAUCUACAGGUGGCAGAUGGUCCGACAUGGAAUCUUCCCCCCCCCCCCCCACAUCAACUGCACAGAACUCCCGGUCGGAUCUUUGACAAUACACAGUUUCUCGCCAACUCAAGCUCAGUGAUCUAUCCUUCUGAAGAUGGACAAUAUAUCAGCAGUCCGAUAUAUCAGCCAUCUAGGGGGCACAAAAUCGAGGGUCCUGGCGAACAUGGCACGGGGUUUCUGGCAGUUCUGCCUGACACAAGGCACCUUGGUCACAGCAAAAUAUAUCCCGGGCCUCUGCAACACCACAGCAGAUUGGUACUAACGUCACCUCAGGGACCCCAGCGAUUGGCAACCGGACCCCAGAAUCUUCAGAGACAUCCAGACGUUAUGGGGCCCCAUGGACAAAGAUCUUCUCGCCUCCCACUUAAAUACACAACGCCCCAGAUGUUUCAGUUGGAGACCGGACCCAUCAGCUCUGGCAACAGAUGCGUUCACCCAAGACUGUUCAUCCACAAGGAACUAUGCCUUUUCACCGUUUGCAUUGAGCCCCCAUUGCCUACUUCAAGUAAGACGCCAGACUGGAAUUCUGGUGAUUGUGGCACCGUUAUGGCCCUCCCAACCAUGGUUCCCCUCCCUCCUGGAAAUGGCAAUAGACAUACCCCACAUCCUCCCACACUUCAAGUACCUGCUUCAGGACCCGGACGGAUCCCCUCACCUCCUGGUACAACAAGGCCUACUACAUCUCACGGUGUGGCUGAUUUCAGGGGACCUUGGGCAAUCGAGGGAGUUUCGGAGUCAACUCUCCUCCUUCUCGAGGGUGCAUGGGCACCCGGCAUGAGACAAGCCUAUAAGUCUUCAUGGAACAGGUGGCGUGAUUGGUGCCUGGAACAAGACUUGGAUCCCUUAUCGGCUCCUCCGACUUCGAUCCUCCAAUUCCUAGCAUCAUUAUUUGAGGACGGCAAAGCAUAUCGUACAGUGAAUCUGUACCGAUCGGCUAUACAUCGAGGUGUAGAUGGAGUCCCGAUAGGACACCACCCGCUGAUAUGUAGACUCCUACGUGGCAUCAAAUUUAUUCGUCCCCCACUACCACGAUAUUCGGUACUAUGGGAUGUUUCCAUCAUCCUCAAUUUUUUUGAAUCAUGGCCAAUUAAUGCACUUCUAUUCCUGAAACAGCUGUCAGCGAAACUGGCUAUGCUCCUUUACCUCCUAUCCUGAAAGAGGGUUUCCGAUGUCAGAGCCCUGGACAUUACAGCACGUUCCUACACCCCGGAAGGGGUCACAUUCGAUAUAUCGCGAAGAACGAAGACGUCAUCAAAGAAAGUGUCAUACCCAGCAUUCCCUGACAGGCCGUCCUUAUGUCCGGUCAAAUGCCUACAGACUUAUGAACUUCACACGUCUACUCCUAUCCUAGCUCGCUGGGUCAAAUGGAUUAUGUCUACAGCGGGAAUCGAUACCUCACUAUUCUCACCUCACUCAGUUCGAGGAGCGAUGGCUUCCAAGGCCUCUUCGAUGGGUUGUCGUCUCGAAGACAUUAUUUUAAACCCAUACAACAUUUCGCGGGAAAGGUAAUCUCUCAGCUUUAAACCAGCAUUAUAGGAGUCUCUGUGUCUUAAUAAAAUUCAAGGAUUUUAGUAUUACCAUGGCGUAAAGUCAUGAUUUUAUUAAUGACACGGAGGCGAGUAUUAUCCCUCCCACCCACCCGCAGACAGAUGGAUUGAAGGUGGGUAAGUUGAUACACGUAGGUUUGUUGACCAUAUAUCUCUCCUCCUGUAAUGCUCGUCAAGAAUUAAAUUAUCCUCUUUGGCUUAAAUAGGUAAAGUUUUUAGUUUUGCUAACUUAAUACCUAUGUGUUCACCCAGUUCUUUAGAAUAAAUAUUCCCUUUGGCAGAAAAAUUAUUAAAUUCUAUCUCGGAUAUGUGUGAUUUAUACGUAUACCCAGUUUUAUACUAGGAUAUUACCAUAUCUUUCCUCUCUUACAGCCUGAUUUAUUUCACAUUGAUGUGGACAUCCCCUUUGUACAUGGUUCCAUGUUUGGUUGGAUAGUUAUACUUUUUUGGGACCACAAAUAAAGAGGAAACGGAUUGGUUGUCAGAGCCUAUUAUGCUGGAGAGAAUGGAAUCUGAUUGGCGGUUCCUGUUACUGGGAAGAUUACUGCUCAGACUAUUACUGUUAUUUACUGGUUAUGUGUAUAAAAAAAUGUUCUUUGCUGCUGAGGGAAAUAAAGAAAGAGUGCAGCAUAAUACUCGUCUCCGUGUCAUAUUAUGUCAUGAUAAUAGUAAAAUCCUUGAAUCACUAUUAUUUAAAAAAAAAAAAAAAAAAAAAAGCUUGUUUCCCCCCCACCCCCCCUGUGUUAUAGAACUAUGAUGCAGUUUUAUAUAUUUAAUAAGGUCAGUACCUCAUGCAUACCUGAAUGGAAUCUUAAAGAGCAUUUUAAGCACCAUAAUCCCUAAUGCUUAUUGUAGUGGUUAUGGUUUAAAGAGACAUAGGGUGAACUGCCGAUCUGUUUCAACGGUUUGACAAAAAGCAGGGUUCUUCUGGUACCUAAGUCUCACUUCCACAUUAUUAAUCCAAAGCCAUCCAGUCAUGAGCAUUAUUAUAGGUUGGGAGUGCUGAGCUAAGCCACUACCUCCUGCAAACCGUCUUGGACAGAUAAUGCAAACAUCCGCAUUAUCUGUGCAGCCGGCUUUGGAGAUAGAUAGAGAUAUAUAUAUAUAUAUAUAUAUAUAUAUAUAUAUACUAUAAAUCCAUCUUAUACAUUUGUAUCCUGUUUUCCACUAUGACCUUCAUAUUCUCAUCUUCCUAAAGGGCUUGCGUAUGUAGUACAGACAGCCACGUUACUGCGUUUGCAACCUCCAUGCAGUCUUCUUUGAUUUGCCCUCUUGAGACGCAUCUCCAAGCAGGGAAAAUCUCAUCGAUUAUGUUGGCACAUUUGCUUUGUUGCCAGUGCGUGGCAUUGUAAUGGAGUGACGUCACAUCACUCCCUUCCUAUACUCCCUAGCCAGCGCUAGAAGCACCGACUAAAGCGUUUUCAUAGCAAUCACAGCGCAUGUGCUGUGGUUGCAUUGGAUGGAGAGCAGAGGAAUCUUCUGUGAGAGGCAGAAGCAUUGACUGACAGCUGGGAGAAAAAAAUCUAUUUUUUUUUCUCUCCUAAUAUAUACAUUUGCUAGCAAAACUGCUAGCACAAUGCAUAGAUAGAAUCUUAUACUAAAUCUAAUGAGCACAAAUUGUUUGGGGCCCUUUAAAUGUGGUGACUGUUAAGUGUAUGUACAUUUUUACACAAGUAGGAUAAAUCUAUUGUAAUCCUCAUGAGGCAGUGAAGUAACUCUGUGUCAGAAAUAUACAUUAUUUAAUUGUGUAAUCCUUUUUUUAUUUUUUAUGUUUGUCAUUACAGAUCUAACUUAGCCUAAAACUGGAUUUCACAUAACAUUCUCAAAAAGUUGCUUUGUGGGAAAACAGUCAUGGCUUCUAUAGAAGAAUUAGCACAUCAGAUCAUUGAGCAGCAAAUGGGACAGGUAUACUAUCUUCCACAUUAUGGUUACAAAAUUGUCCCAAUUCAUUGGCAAUGAUAUUCUCUAGAUUUUAAAUUGUCUGGAAUUCAGCUGGGAAUUGCAAACUAAAGGCAGGUAUAUCUAAGUUGAUAACAAAGCUGACUUGGAGAUUUUUUCAAUUCUUCUAUUUUGGUGUAAAAUGUGCAAUUCACUGAAGAGUUCUUGAAAAUACACUGUUUAAUGAUUAAUAGUGAUGUCCCGAACGAUUCGCCGCGGACGGCGUACAUAUGACCCUGUACCUCACAGUCAGCAGACACAUUCCAGCCAAUCAGCAGCAGACCCUCCCACCUCCUGGACAGCUCACUAAGAAUGCAGCUUCAAAAUGGAUGUUGUCCAGGAGGUGGGAGGGAGGGUCUGCUGCUGAUUGGCUGGAAUGUGUCUGCUGACUGUGAGGUACAGGGUCAUAUGUUCGCUGUCCGCGGCGAACCGUUCGGGACAUCACUAAUGAUUAACCCUGUGUUUAGUGAAUAAAUCCAGUAACAAACAUUGUGGGAUUAUUCAGAGUCCUUUUUAAAAUGUCAUCUUUUAUGGAGAUCCUUUUGGUCUGAUGCACAAAACGUUAAAGGGUUACUCCAACCAGCCACUGUAUUUGGAUGGAGUAAUCAUUGCUGGAGUAGCCAUUGCUAUGAAAGAAAAACUAUAUUAAAGGGACAAUCCAGACAUAUAGCUUGCUGAUGUUAUUUGAUAUGUGAAGUGUGCCUUUUUUUUUUCCCCUCCUCUUAAUUUCACAAAAAGUAUAGAUUUCAUCAGGAAUUGGCACUUUUCUAAAUUAACUUUGUUACACCCCUGGCUGUCAAAUAGACAACUAAUCCCAUUACUUCCUGCUUGUUCAGCUUAGUGGCGUAAUUGCUCAGAGCACUUGCCUUGCAAAGUCUGUGAUUGGACAGCCAUAGAAAGUCUGUGUUGGGUUAGAAGGGGAGAGCUGGCAAAGGCUGCAGACAAGAAAUCAUAUUUCAACCUAUUGUUUCUGUCAAAAUUUGUAAUAGUUUGCCUCAUUGGAUAAACAAGAUUUGUAUGUUGCAAGAACUUUUUUUUUUUUUAUUUUUUUUUAUUUAUUUUUUAUGUUUAAGCAAACAAGUUCAUUGAUUACACAUUUAUUUAUUCAUUGUCUUUGAUUAUCUAGAUUUCUCGCUCUCAGGGAGAAGUUACACACACUGCAUUACUGGAUGGAAACACACAGAGAAUACAACUUGUUCCAUCGGAAUCUAGUGUUUCCAUACCACAACGAAUACAGGUAUGUUUGUGUAAAAGUUUCUAUUAUUGUAAUUAUUUAAAUAAAACAAACAUAUUUUGCAGCUAAGUACAAUAGGGACACAUAUAAACUUAUUUGGAAAUAGUUUAGGCACCAGGGUUCAGAAACUUGUGACAUGCAUACCAGGCAAGGUGCGUUUGCCCAGCACGCAAAGUUGUCAGAGCCAAACAAGUUGGGUAAAUAUGAGGAUUUUCCCCAGACCUGGACUUACAGCGGUAGCAGUAGGACUACUUCAGAAAUCUGCUAGUGUCUAGUUGCCGCAGAAGUAUAGGGCUAGUCCUGUAUUACUGAGAUCCCAGAUCAAUUCCUCAAAGCAUUUGUGAAGGAGAAACCAUGCUGAAAGAGAUCAGCCUGUCAAAGCUGCUGCCCUUGCCCAGUGUCCGACCAGCCCAGUUCACACUGAACCCCAGGAAAGCCACUCUCCUUUUGCUAAAUGCUAAGCAAAAAGGUCAGUGGCUAAAAAUAACUGCAUUGUCAGCAUGUGGGUGUAGUAGUGUGUUAUAGUGCAUUUGUCUUGUGAUGUGAUUUUAUAUUUGUUUAUAAUUGUGUGUGAGUAAAACAGUGUAUUUGGUUAUGUGUAAUUAUGUGCCCUGACAGUGUGCAUAUACCACAAACUGCUCACACGCAUUAUAACAGAGCUCACAUUAAUGCAAAUACAAAACUACAAAGCAGCUGCAGCACUCAUACAUAACACAUGCAGCAAACGGCAACAAACACACAAGUUAAUACAAUAAAUAUAUAGGACCAUCAUGCCAAGGGACUUCAAAGACUUGUUUUGGCAUAGUGCUGAUUUAAGCAAACAUGAUCAUUUGGUGACAUGGGGCACAGCUCAAAUAAGCUUCUAGUCUACAUUUUAGUAUUUUGAUACAGAAUUGACUGAGAGAAAUCUUAUUUAACAUACAGCAAUAAUAGCAUAUUAAAACGUAUGCUCAGCCCCAGCACAUGCGGUCAUGGGUAUCGGAGGUCAAUCUUCAAUAUUCAUAUAUACCCUUCAGGUAAGUCUAACCCAAAUGUUACCCAAGUCAAGGUGUGCUGAAGCCCAAUUUUUCCUAUAUCUAUCAAACUAGCACAGGUAACCCAUUUUGCGGUAAAAUGAUUACAGACAAAGCACAAUAUAAGUACAAGAUGCCUAUGUAUAAAUGGAAAUAAUACAAGAAAACAAUUGUCCCCCAAUUGCUCUUUUCCUUUGAUUUUAUCACAUUAAGAUUAAGACCCUAAAUGUUAUAAUGGAUGAAGAUUUGAGUUAAGAUUGCCUUUUGUUUAUCUCCUCAGUUUGUCACAGAUCAACAAACAGGUCAGAAGAUUCAGAUUGUAACUGCCCUUGAUCAGAGUGGAGCAAGCAAGCAGUAUAUUGUGACCAAUAAUGACAGCUCUUCAGGCAAAGUAAUCUUGGCUAGACAAGACUCUAGCCAGGGGAAAGUUUAUCUAUCCACUCCUGACGCAGCAGGCGUCAACCAACUGUUCUUCUCAAGCCCCGAUGUUUCUGCUCAGCACAUUCAGGUAGGCUGAUUGAAAAUGCGUCAUGUUCUAGCAUGUGCAAUAUCACAUGCAAAGUGGUCUUAUAAUGUUACAAACUUCUGUGGUUUAGGAGUCUGAGUUUGGGAAAUGACUAGAUCUUCGCUCAGGAACAAGACUUUACAGAGAGACCAUUACAGAGCUUUGUAGCCAAUAGAGACACUUACUCUAUUGAGUUAUUAACUUACAUAGAUCUACCAGACAGUCUCUAGAGGCGCUUCCAGGAGCUUCACCAAAUUUGACUCUAUGAAACGCUUAGUGUUCUGAUGCUUUGUAUGAGGACAUCUAACAUGUUGAAAAUACCCAUAGGAAAGUAUUACGGCAAUGAUUUCCUAUGGGGAAGGCCUAAUGCACUUUUGGUUCUUCCCUUCGGUUGACGGCGGCAGAGAAGGAGAUGACUGGCAUCGUCCGAUUCCAUGGGGAAACUGUUUUUACUCACCAUUUCUCCUUAGCCGCUCCAGUCUUGCCUCUGUUGACCCAGCCUCCAUGGCUGAGAUCAUUAAUCUUGAUGAUUUCAGCCAGUGCAAUACUUUCCCAUACGUAAGCAGUGGGAGGGUAUUGCGCAUUGACUCAAUGUAUUUCUAUGGGAAUCUCUUAGCGUCUCCAUGCAGAGCGUGGAGAUUCUGAACGCCAGAGCUGCACACUAAAACGCUGGACUACGAUGGCCUGGAGGUGGGUGUUACAUGAAGAGUAACCUCCAAGAAACAGGGCUAAAACGGAUGAACGUGAAAUAAAGCUGCUUUAUUUACAUUGAAUAUAUCAUGUAUCUUUGUGCUGUAUAGUAUAUUUAAAGGGACACUAUAGUCACCAGAAAAACUACAGCUUAUUGAAUGUGUCCUGCUGAGUAGAAUCAUUACCUUCAGGCUUUUUGCCGUAAACACUGUCUUUUCAGAGAAAAUGCAGUGUUUACAUUACAGCCUAGUGACAACUCCACUGGUCACUCCUCAGGUGGCUAUUAGAAAUCUUUCCUGGGUCAUGGCUGCCUAAAAUGCAUCCAAACAUUCAGAAUGUUCUCCCUCUGCAUGCAGAUACUGAACUUUCCUCAUAGAGAUUCAUUGAUUCAAUUCAUCUCUAUGAGGAGAUGUUGAUUGGCCAGGGCUGUGUUUGAAUCAUGCUGGCUCUGCCCCUGAUCUGCCUCCUUGUCAGUCUCAGCCAAUCCUAUGGGGAAGCACUGUGAUUGGAUCAGGCUACCACUUCUGAUGAUGUCAGCAAACUUUUUUUCUGAGUCUUAACAGCAUGCAGAGUUACAGCUUCUGGCUUGAAUACAGUAAGAGUUUUACUAUAUUUAUGGAGGCUUGAGGGGCACAGGGGGGGCUAGAUGGUGGUUUUAACACUAUAGGGUCAGGAAUACAGGUUUGUGUUCCUGACCCUAUGGUGAUCCUUUAAUGUAUAUGGGAGCAUUUAGGGUAAGUUUAAUUUUUUAUUUUUUUUUACUAGAUGUUCACUUUAAAUUGAAAUAACCAUAUGAUUGUAUUGUUUUGCUUGAAAUGAAACCAGAAUGUUAAUUUUACUUUUAUAGCAUUUAUUCAUUCAUUAUUUUUUUGCUGCAGAUACUCUCAGAUUCCCAGUGCUUGGAUCAAACUUUAAACAAACCUGUUGUGGAUCUUUGUGUAGUGUGUGGUGACAAAGCUUCAGGUAUGUGGUUUAAAAAGUGAAUGCGUAUAAUCUAUACUGUAAUACUAUACAAAGUACCCUAGAAAAUAUACACAGUAUCUAGAAAUGCAUUAAAACCGCAAUACAAAAAUUGAUCGGAAGUUUAGUGUAAUGAAAUAACAAUAUUUGGGAUUUGUUCCCUGAAUGAAGAAUUAUGGGGAGGAUAUUAAAGGAAUGGUUUAUUUUAGGUAAAAAAGAAAUCCAAAUAGAAACAUCCUCCAAUUCAGCUUUUUACUACUUGGAUAUCUUGGUAUAAAUUUAGCUAUUCCUUUCAAUUUUAUCAUGAAUACAUUUUAUGUAAUUAUGUAUGCCCUUACAGGAACACUCUAACUUGAAUAUGCAUUUCUAACACUAGAGUGUUCUUGUUAGUAUUUGGAUUGAACCCCUGCGAAAGUACAUAAAUUAGAUUUACUUCUUAGCCCCACAUUUGCUGGCUGAGAUAAUGAAUCCUGAUGAUUUCAACCAUGCGGUUGUUUCCCCAUAGAAAAAUAUUUGAAAGACUAGUGUGCAUGUGCUGCAAUUGCCACAAUGUACAAGUCAGCAUUUCCUCAGGGAGAUGCAUAAACUCAAGACUUCUCUGUUCAGAGUGUGGAGCUGCUGAUUGUCGGUCCUGCAAUCUUUGCAGGAUCUUGUCCAGGCAGUUUCUCUGGUGUCUGUCUGAGUGACACCUGCUAGAAGUGACCUUAGGCAGCAAUGUAAACCCUAUCUUUUCUUAGAAUAGUGGUUCUGGUGCCUAGAGUCUCACUUUAAAGGAACACUUAACAUGUAAUCCUUACCCUAUACUGCAAAACCCAACAUUAAGGUGGCUUUCCCCCCCUUUUCUCCCCUUAAAAGCAUGAGAAACCUGCCUUAUUUCCAUGGGGAAAACAUUGGAUUGGCUAAAAUUGACAAGGGGCGGGGCCAAACGCCAUUUAAUCAAUGCAUCUCUAUGAGGAAAAUUCAGGGCAGAUUGUGGGGACGCUGAACGGCAGAGCUGCCUACUGUGCAGCACUGCCCCAGGAAGCACCUCCAGUGGCCAUCUAAGGUAAAUGCUAAGGAGUGGCCACUUGGAGGUGUCCCUAAGGGCAAUGCAAACACUGCCUUUUCACUGAAAAGGCAGUGUUUGCAUGAAAAUGCCUGCAUACAGUGAUUAUACUCACCAGAAGAACUAUAUUAAGCUGUAGUUGUUCUGGGGACUAUAGUGUCUCUCUAACGCAGUGUUUCCCAACCCAGUCCUCAAGGCACACCUACCAGUCCAGGAUUUAGGAAUUACCCAGUUGUGUCUAAGGUGUUUUUUUUUCUUCUUUGUAAAAACACCUUAGACACAACUGGGUAAUCCCUAAAUCCUGGACUGGUAGGUGUGCCUGGAGGACUGGGUUGGGAAACACUGCUCUAACGAUCCUAUGCUAUUCUAAACCUUGUUCUAUCAUAUACUAUAAGUUCUCAAGUGGUAUCCUACACCCUACCCAUCCCAUCUAAAUUCACCUUGGAAUGUCAAAUUAGAGAAAACGGUUUGUGAUAUACUUUAUACUUCUCAGUUUUUUGAUGUUGUUGUCCAGGUCAUUGAACUAUAUGACCCUUGCAUUCUGAAUAUAUUGUUAUACUAUGUUAUCUCAACCUACCAGGUCGCCAUUAUGGAGCAGUGACAUGUGAAGGUUGCAAAGGUUUUUUUAAAAGAAGCAUAAGGAAAAACUUGGUGUACACGUGUAGGGGAGUGAAGGACUGCAUCAUUAACAAACAUUACCGUAACAGAUGUCAGUACUGCCGGCUGCAGCGUUGUAUUGCGCUGGGAAUGAAGCAAGAUUGUAAGUGCUGAUUUGUUCUUUUCAAGACGCUGCAGUUUAUCUGGUGUCUAAAUUAUAAACCAUUUAUUCUAUAAAUCAAUGCAAGAUGACUUUUCAGGAUAGUUACUAUAAAGUACACACAAGUAUGUGUUUUAAAGUAGUACAGGAAAUCACAAACAGGGAUUGGAUCCCUGUAGAUGGUCUGUUAUGCAACAGCAUCAAAUUUAACUCUUGCCGUACUGUAUGCACAGCGCAUACUUGCGUAUGGCAAUGGUGAAAAUGCAGAGCACGCAUAUGCUCUAUAGAAUUCAUUCAUUGAUUCCCAAGCACGCAUGAGCAUGCUCACGGCAUCAUAGGGCAGAAUAGUUGUCUACAAUGCAGAAAUGCAGCUUAGGUAAGUAAGUUGGUGUUUUUUAUUUUUUUUAUUUAUUGUUAUGUUUUAAAUUUAUUUUUAAACUUAGUGUUCUCUUAAACAGGAUCGAUCACUUUCAGAGAAGUAACAGUUUAUUUUUCCCUCACCCCAGUAAAUGCUAUUUCAACAUCUACUUGGGUGAAUAAAGCAUACUUAAGUUAAACAAAAAUCAAUUAAACUUAAAGGGACAUUUUCCCCUCUGCACUGUGAUCCACCUACUGUAAGAUCAUCAGUCCUCAUAGAGAAGUAUUAGCGGACCUAGAUCACAUGCAUGGCACUCUCUAUGCUCCACCAAUCUAAUGCUUCUCAAAGAGGGACAGCGACUCCAGCAUUUAUCUAUGAGAAGCAUUAGCCACAUUAUGCAUCAUCAUCCAGAUCUUAGGAAGAGGUGGUUCUAAUGGCUGUUUUUAUGGCAGUCAACUAUCUACCAAAACCACUACAUUAAAGAUGUUGUGGUUUUGCUGCUUAGAGUGACCCUUUAACUGUCUGUCUAAUCUUCUUCUCUUCAAUUUCCUUUGAUUGCAUUUGUUAUUUCUAAACUUGUUUGAGUUAUGUGAGAGGAUUUAUUUAUUGAUUAUUAGAUUUAAAAAAAUUAUUUUAUUUUUUUCCUCCAACUUCUUAACGGUAUGUAGGUUGAUGCUUACAAGUAUUUCACAGUUUAUAUGUAUUGAAAAUUAAAUUGAAAGAGCACAAAUAUUUUUUUUGUUUGAACUCUUUCAUUGAUUAAUUUUUAUAUUGUUUAAUCCUAGUAAAAGUGAUAUGGAUGAAAUGGAAAAUCCAAAAGCUUAAAAAGUAACAGAAUCACAUAUGAUAAAUUAACACCAUGAAAAUUACAUACAGUUAAAGAGCAUGUGUUCUAUAAAUUUACUGAGCACAAUAAAAUGUGUAAUGCAUUUUUAGCACUUUAAAGGAACACUAUAUUGUGCUCUAGUGGUUAUGGUGCCAGAAGUGCUCUGUUGUACUCCCUUCCCCCAUGUAAGUAAUAGAGCCAUUUUAACUUCUUACUUGGGGUCCAACUAGCACUACUUUCUUCCGGUCCUGGGAGCCAGAAGCUUAUCAGCUCACCAUCAGUCUUAACUCAGGCAGAUAACUUCCAGCUCUCAUGGGGGCAGAAUGUGCCCUCUGGCAGACCCCAGGUAAGAAAUCAGGAGACAGCUUCCCACAGUGCACUAUAGUAGAUAUGGUGUUCCUUUAAAUGUCAUUAUUGUUGGUGACUUGUACAAAUGUAUACUGACAUUCUUGUGAACACCACUGUUGUAUUGUAAUACAGCAUAUUUUUUCCUGGUUAUGUGCUUCUUCCAUUCUUUUAGUUUUUCUUUUGGUUCCAUAUGGUAAAAGAACUGACACGGUGACAUGGUGAAAUGUGCUUUUUAUGUAUAGAAGAUGUAGUGAAAUUUUUUUUUUUAUUUUUUUUUUUUUUUAAAUACCCAACACUAUAUUUUCCAUGCAAAUUUUAGACCACCUCCGCACAUUGUACUUUGCAUUAAUGUCUAGAGAUUAUAGAUUCUGUUCUGUUUGUUUAUGUUUGGUUUUUCUUUGGGUGUUUUUUUCUCGCUGUUAAAUUACCUGUUUAAUGUUGGAGCGUAUAUAUAGAUCAGUAAUGGGGGUCUUAUUUUUGUUUUCUAGCUGUUCAGUGUGAGCGAAAACCCAUUGAAGUCUCUCGAGAAAGAUCCUCGAAUUGUGCUGCAUCCACUGAGAAAAUAUAUAUUCGAAAAGACUUGCGGAGUCCCCUUGCUGCAACCACAACAUUUGUGACAGAGAACAAAACCGUAAGGUGUGCUUUUCACUUAUUUGUUAGAAAUAUUCUAUAUCUCAUAAAUGUAAAGUUGCCACCUUCUUGACAUGAUAUGAAAAAAAAAGUAAAAACUACUUUUUGUUUUUGUGUAAUCACAUGACCGGGUUAAGAAUUUUAAAAUGUUCAAAAGAUAAACUUAUUAGAAACAUUUUCCUUGAUAUGUGAUAUAUAAAACAUAAUAUUCUUUCCAUUUAAAGAGUUAUGUAACAUAUGUUUUGAUUAGUUGCUAAAGAAUUAAAUGCAGUUAUCUCCAAAUUCUCCUCAUUAUGUAAAUUAAUAUUUGUAAGUUAUUGUUUAGUAGUUUCACAUGUGAUAGACGCUAGAAACUAAACUCUUUCUCUAAAGGAUUACAAAAGGCACCAACAGGGGGCGGGGCCGGGCCGACUGGACGCCAUCUACAUGAGCUCCAGCAACAAAAUGCAUGAAACAGCACCAAUACAACUAAAAGCUGCACAAAACAAGCAAAACCAGCCGCACCUGACAGGGGGAAAACCCUGACUUUCAAUCGGUGCCUACACGAAGUUGACCGCGGGACGGGCGGGCAGCGAGGACUGGGUCAGGCCUACACGCGGCCUCUGAGCACCGGCCGCCAUUGCCGCAAACAGGCGCAGCAUAGAACCAGCCCGUUAUAAGGCAAGCAUUCCCGGCAUGGGGAGACCCUCGGCCCGGGGCACGGCCCCGUUUCCCCCCCCCCGGCCGGCGGGGGUUAUCCUGGCCACAUGGCGGCGACAGGUACCACGACGGGAGCCCCCGCGUGGACAUUAUGCCGACUGCCUAAACUGGCAAUGGCAAAGAGACGGCCAGCCAGCUGUACUGGACAUCUACACCGAGGGGAAAUACUUUUAGUGAUGAAAACACCCUGGCAGGGACAGAGAAGACACAGAAGCUCAGGAGGUUGGGGAUCCGACGCAGCUGAGCCAAACUACUGAAAUGGCUUCCCCUCAAAGGCACCAUUGAAAGAGGAGUGCAGAGUCACCAAAGGAGAUAACUUACCGAGGGGAGACGACCUGGAAGGCAGGGGUGGACUCCGGUGCCGCCGGGCCCCUGAGGGACCCCACGCGAUGCCGGCCAGCCUGCAGGAAAAGUGAGUGUCCGGGCCUCUGGGUCUGGGAGGUCCCCAGAGAGCCGUGUCCCUGAAGCUGAGAGCCCUGUGGGGUGGGUUUGCGCAGCCCCCCCGGCAGACCGGUAGCCGGGAGCGGCGUGCACCGGUCCCAAGUGUGAGGCCGGCACCAGGAGAGACAAUGGGACACAAUCUUCACUGGGUCUGAGGCGGUGCUGAGGAGAUGCAGGGAACGGGAGACCCGCGGAUUCUAGGUGUGGGGGUCCAGCGGAUAAUUUCUGCCCCCGAGUGCCCACAGCAUCGCGGAGGACUCAGGUGCUGGGCUGGAACUAUCGCGGGGGGAGACUUGGCGCCCCGGGAGACGCGCCACCGCCAUGCCAUGGUGGGCCCUUAUCGGACUAACACUACGAACAGCUCUGCUCUUAUACUGUUAUAGUUAAUAUGGUUAUACUAGACGUUAUGAGGUGUACCUUUUGAGCCUUAACCUGAUGGGUCUAGCCUAAACGACACAUGCACCUGCAUAUAGCAACUAAGAUGUUUAUUAUCCGGCUCACGUGACUAGAUAACAAAUACGUUUAAGGGGCACAUAAUCUGGGCAUUGCUGUUAGUCAAAAUACUACAAAGCUGCACUGGGCUCUACAUCAGGAUAAGGUAAACAUAUGCACGUUGUACAUUUUAGCCCUCAUUAUGCUUACGUUAUGUGAUUGCUCAGUUACUGCCAUAAUUUUGCAAGGAAUUACUGAUAGUUUAGCACUAGACUAUACAAUGUGACUUAUACACAUCAGCUUCAGAAUGGAUAUGUAAUGUUGUAGUGCCCCCACGGGCAAAAGCUUGACGCCACUCAUUAAUGCCUACUUGAAUAGCCAGAAUGUUGUAUUAUACGAUGUAUAUUAAUAUGUCUAUAUCUUAACACAGAAAUGACCGCGCUCAUCUAGUCACAUAUAUCAUGUGUUAACUCUGUCAUUCUGAGAAGACGCUCAAGGAACAGGCUCACAUAUAGACACCCUAGUUUAUUUCUUUUAACACUGCAUUAGUUUGCCUAUAUACUUCAUUACAUGUAUUGCAUGAUCAGCUACAGUUUACCUCAGAUAGACGCAUUAUAGGAUGUUGUUACCUUUUAUGCUGUAAUGCUUAGAAAUGUAUUCCUGCAAAGUUCAAGUACGCCUAUAUGUUCUGAUCAUUACGCCUCUGCGCAGGCGAUAAUCUGCAUCUAUUCCUAUGUGCUAAGCCUCUACUUAGGCGACCGUUCACGUUAAUGAAUGCUAUAACUUACUGCUUAAGCCCCUGCGUGGGCAACCUCUGGCUUUAUCACGAACCAGUUCGCAAUAUGCACUUAUAUUGUGAAAACAAUAAAAAUAUUUAAAACAAAAAUAUUUAAAACAAAAGGCACCAACACCACGUCAACUUAACAAAGGUUUUUUUUUGUUUUUUUGUUUUUUUUAGAAAUUGCGAUAUUUCUUUUCUAUGGUUAACACACCUCUAAUAGCUGUCUUUCAGACACUAGAGGUGCAUCUACGUUGAGCACAGAGUCAAACUCUUUGUUCUUGGAUUUACAUGUCAGGCACCUGUAGGCACAAAAUUCUAUGGUGCCUACUGCCCACCAAUCAUAAAAUAAGCAUUAUGAUUUUAUUAACUGCAUAUUGCAGGCCAAAAAACUGGUGUAUAACUUAUGUAUAAAUGGUAUAAUCUGCAAGUGUAUGCAGCUGUGUAAAUGCAUUUAGGGUCAAAUAUGAUGUUAGACGUGGUAAGGAUAAAGGGGGGUUUAAAGUUAGUGAUGGGUAAAUGUCAGAUUUAGAUUACAUACGGUGUUUAGUGCUAAGAAGUUCGAGAGCGGUUGAAGUUGUAGCGUAAGUGCUGUUUAGGAUCAUUGAGUAUAGGACUAGCGUAUGGUUCAUUGUAGUAUUGAGUUAAACAUAGGAUUAAUUAAAGGGUUUAUUUUCAGGUUUAGCAGUCCAUUUACAGUCACAUCACCUUCAAUAUUGGUCAGCGCUCAGAGACCUUUGCCAUGUGUGCAGAAGAUUCACAUAAUGGCAAUUUUAAUUUAUAUUUUGACAGUUCUUAACUAUUUCUGAGUUUGUUUGUUGUUUCUAAAGAUGCCUUUUCAUCUUCUGUUCUUGUUUCCUUUGAAAAUGUGCAUGCAUUAUUAUGUGUUUGUGAAAUUAUCCUUAUUUUUCUCUCCAAAAUAAUGACGAUAAGAGCACUGUUUUCAUUCUUUUUUAGGGCUGCAAAUUUAAUGGACUCUGGAAUGCUAGUUAAUAUUCAGCAAUCUGGGAUUAAAAGUGAAUCCAUGCUCAUCACGCCUGAUAAGGUAUUCUUUUUUUUUUUUUAAGUAUUGGGGGGUGAGGGGGUUGUUGGAACUCUUCUGUUAUACUUCAGCCACUUAAAUUAAUUUAUGAACACAGCAUCAGGAGAGAGUAAAGAACUGACAAAAUUCUUACUUUAAAAAUCUUAGUUUUAUUAACUAUAUUAACUCUUUUGCUUUCUUCUUCUACCAGGUGGAAACGUGUCAGGGAGAUUUAAGCACUUUGGCCAACGUUGUCACUUCACUUGCAAAUCUGAGUAAGUCCAAGGACUUAUCUCAUGCUAGCACAGAGCUGUCCAUAAUAGAAAGCCUGAGUAAUGGGGACGCAACACUUUCUGAGCUUCCACAAGAUGAUCAGACCUGCAGUGAAGUCACUAGGUAACAUCACUAUCUAACAUUAAUUAUUUUGAAAAUAAUAUCUCGUUGUCAGAAACUUGCUGUAAAAAUUGAGGCAAAACCCACAGAACUCAUUAAAAUAUCUCAUACUUUGUACAUUAGGGAUGCACCGAAAUUUUCGCCCAAAAAUGGGCCUAUCCCAUUUCGGACGAAAACGGGUUAAAUCUGCUGAAAAUAGGGCAGAGUGACUUGUCAGGUCCUCUGUCCAUGAUCGAGGACCUGACAUCGGGAGGGGGCCCGGCACCUUGCACUGUGUGCAGCCGGAUGAGAGGCCCCUCCCGUCUGCACGGUUAGAGAGCCAGUACAGUCUGCAGCUCCGCCCGGUGUGAGCUGUAGAUUGUGCUGUAUGUCGCGAUCUCUGGCAAAUCAGAGCGUUGCCGCGGGUUACAUCUGGAUAUCGCUAGAUACAACACAGUCUACAGCUCACACCGGGCAUAGCUGCAGACUGGGGACUCUGACCACCAGGGAGCCAGAACACUGGACCACCAGGUAAAAAAAAAACCAAAAAGGUAUUUCUAACACCCUCCCUCACGGUCACCAGUCACCCACUCCCUCAGUCACUGUCAAAAGUCUCCCCCUCCCUCAGUCACCCCCUCACUCUGUCACCCCCUCACUCUGUCACCAGUCAUCCACUCCUUCAGUCACUUUGUCACCAGUCACCCAUUCUGCCACCCCCUCACUCUGCCACUUGUAACUCCCUAACUCUGCCACCUGUCACCCCCUCACUCCCACGCUCUUCCACCUGUCACCCCCUCACUCUACUAUCCCACCCCAAAUUAUGUGUCCUACCCAUACUACAUCCCUCUCACCCCACACUAUGUGCCCUACACCCCUUUCACACCCUUACACUAUGUGCCCUACACACACUACAUCCCUAGCCCACCCCACACUAUGUGGCUUACACACUCUACAUAACCUACAAACAUACAAACUGCAUCCCUAUCCCACACCACACCGUGUUCCCUACAAACACUACAUAACCUACACACUACAUCUCUAUACUGCAGCACACCAUGUUCCCUAUACACGCUAUAUAACCUACACACAUACACACUACAUCCCUUUCCCACACCUCACUAUAUUACUUACACACACUACAUAACCUACACAUACACACUACAUCCCUUUCCCACACCUUACUAAAUUUCAUACACAUUACAUAACCUACACAAAUUAUUUGGGGCAAAAAGUCGUUUUCGGCCAAGGGCAUCCUGUAUUUUCGGUUUCGGCCCAGAAUUUUUAUUUCAGUGCAUCCCUAUUGUACAUACAUUAUUAGUGGUCUGGUCCCCUCAGACUACAUAACUGGUCAUUCGCCAAAGUGGCUAAUAUGUGUUGUGUUUUUAUGUAGUUUAACAUGCUUGGCAAAUGUUUUACUGUAUUUGCACACAUUGUUAUAAUUUACACAUCAAAUAGAAAGAUAUGAUAUUACUUUUGUAACUAAUAAAACAAUGUUUUUUGUUUGUUUUAUUUGUAGGGCUUUUGACACAUUGGCAAAAGCACUGAACCCUUCUGAAUCCUCUGCUGGCAGCUCCUCCGAAAGCAUGGAAUCCAACCCGGCACUCUUCCAAGACAUUGGUGUUGUUGAGAUUGAAGGCCCCCUGCUUAGUGAUUCCCACAUAGCGUUUAGGGUAAUGCAUGAAUAAAUAUUUCUUAAUGUAGUCCAAUAAGCACACCUAACUAAGUCAAAUUUGAAGGGACAUUGCAAGCCUGAUAACUACUAAGUGCUGUAGCGCCAUGGUGCCAGGAGUACUCUGCCCCCACUCCUCCAUGUAAGUACCAUUUUAGUAUGAUGGGACUUCUUACUUGGGGUCCACCAAGCACCAUUCCCUGCCACCACUACAAUACUUGCAACAGCGAGCCAGAAGCUCUCUGUCUGAGCUAAGCACAAUGGUCCAGGGCUUAGCUCAUUGUCUCAGAGCGAACAGCCGACCCUCUCAGCCAAUGAGCUGGCCCUGCACUGCAGGGUUUAGCUCAAGAGAGCUAUUGCAAGCUCCUAAACAUGAGCUUCUGGCUCAUUGAUGAAUGUGUGUGCCCAGACAGACAGUCAAAUUGUUCUAAAACAGUUUGACUACUAACCAUAGAGGAGGGGACCAGGUGUUUUAUAACACCAUAAAGCACUAACGCAAGCUUUCACUACUGAGAUUCUAUUUUGGUAUUUCUGUGGAGAUUCUGAAGUGCUCAUAAAGUUGUCUGAAGCAUCUCUGUGCAGCAUUCUUACCCUGAACAUUUUAAGUGCUGCUGUGUUUUUUCUAUUGGCUCCACAGUGUUGCUCACUUAAGUAAAUGCUUUAAUGUAUUUUUUCUGGGGUGAGGGAACAAGCAACUGCUACUUACAGAAAAGUGACGGUUCAAUUCGAAUUUUCACUUUUUUUAGGAUUGGAAAUACAAAGCUUUGGAGUGUUGGGGGAAUAUUUGUGGAAUUUUGCUAAACAGAUUACCAGAUUUAGGCCAGUAUUAUCAAUCUGGAAAUUGUGAAUAUUUCCAGAUAAAUGGUUUUGCGCAAAAUUUGACUGUGUUUAGCAAAAUUCCAUUAAUACAACCCAUAUUCUCUACGUGUUUGUGUAGAGUCAGGUUUUUAUUUUUUUUUUAUUUUUUUUCUUCAUUGUCUGAUAAGCAUUGGGUUAACUGGCAAAUAAGAUUUAUAUAUAGGCUGUUAAUAUAGUUAAUCAGAGUUUGGUAAUAUAAAAAGUAUUGCCUGAUAGCAUUUGUUUUGCUGAUCCAUUGAUAAUGUGCUAAUGGAAUGAAGUGAAAACCUAACUGCGUUUAAGAAUAGUGGUAUUUGUCUAUAGAAUGUUUAAAUUUAUAAACAUCUACCUGCUGUGAUUAUUUAUUUUCCUUUUCCUUCUAGCUCACAAUGCCUACUCCUAUGCCAGAGUACCUGAAUGUACACUAUAUAUGUGAGUCUGCAUCACGGUUAUUGUUCCUUUCUAUGCACUGGGCCCGAUCCAUUCCUUCCUUUCAAGCCCUUGGGUAAGAAUAAAAUCAUAUUUAUUGCAAGGAAACUUUACUUGUUUUCAUUAUUUUGGCAUUGUUCAUAUUUCUGUAGUUGCCACAGUAAUGCUUUGAGAAAAAAAAAAAGCAAAACGACUGAAUUUUCUCAACUACUGGCAAUCUGACCAAACUUGCAAAUUAACACUAAGUGCCCCUGUUUAAAUGAAAUUACAGUAAUAUAUAGAGAAUGAUGUAUUGAGUAAGGUGCAUUUAUUAAUUUAUAGGCCUCUCAUAGUUACCAACACUCGCAUAACCAAAGUACGUCAUAGAAAGCAGCACUUAACCCUGUAAAUUGCUAGAAAAUAGCUUCAUAUCCUCACUUGGUUAAUUUAGCAUGAUGUGAAUAAUGCAAAGACAUAGUCUAUAUCACCGGUCUUCAACCGGUGGCCCACAAGAAUUUAUUGCCGGUCCGCGAAAACUUUCACCCGACUUUACCGUCCGGUUAAAGCUUUCGCGGGCCGUCAAUAAAUCGCCGCAAAAUAUUUUCCCGGUGCUAUGAUCAUAGCACCGGGAACUGUGCCUCUGCAGGACCGGAGGGGAGAUCAGACAUCUCUCUCUCUGGCCCGCUAGCAGUGUAAUGCUGGCAGCUAGCAGGGAAAGGAGGGAGAGAGAACCCCCAUACACAUACACACACUGCUCCCCAUAUAUACACACCCACUGCUCUUCAUAUACCCUCACACACUGCCCCUCAUACACACACACACUGACCCCCAUAUACAUACACUGCCCCCCAUACACACACUGCCCCCAUACCCUCACACACUGCCCCCCCACACACAUUGCUCUCACACACACUGCCCCCUAUACACACACACUGCUCCAUACUCUCACACACACACUGCUCCACCCCCAUAUACACAGACACACUGCACCCCUCACACACACACACACUGCAUCCCUCACACAUGGUUUUUAUUUUUGGCUGAUGCCAGUCCGCAAAUUUUUUCUCUUUUUCGCGUGGCCAGGGGUGCAGAACACUGGUCUAUAUGGCAUUUUAGAGUAAUAUACUAGUAGGUGCUAAUACGAGAAUGCCAUGUAGGUUUAACAAUGUCCUUUUCUAGCCUGCAUUUUCUUCAAACCUAUUCCUGUUCUAUCUCAAGAUGUUGUCAUGGUUAGGAAAUAGGAAAACAGCAUUAUUAUGGAAACAUAAAAUCCGACCCUACUUCUAACACAAAUAAAUAUGUUUGUCUGUUUAGACAAGAGAACACAAUCAGUCUAGUGAAAGCAUGCUGGAAUGAACUGUUCUCACUAGGCCUCGCUCAGUGCUCCCAAGUGAUGAAUGUGGCGACUAUAUUAACAGCAUUUGUAAAUCAUCUCCACACAAGCAUGCAGCAAGGUAAGAUUCAUUACAUCUUUCCAUUGCGUACUGAGAACCCCCCCUGAUUUAUCUCUUGGCUUCUAAAGGCAUUGUGUCAUAUGCAAUAAACUAUUUUUUAUUUAUUCAUAUAUUGUAUUUUUAUUAAGGAACACUGUAGAGUUGGGAAUACAAACAUAUAUUCCUAAUGCUAUAGUGCUGCUCUAAUGUUUUAGGUGUCCAGCCACCCUCCUUCCCCAUGUGGUUUUAAAAGGACAUUUGUACUCACUCUCGAUGAACAGCAUUUGAUUGUAUAGCUGAGUCUUACUCUGUUAUUGUUGAACAACAGUCUUUAAAGGGCAACUAUGGGUGUGUUUAAUCCUGCAAUCAUAACAUUUAUGUAUUUACUAAAUGGCAGGGUUAAGAUUAAAUGACCACUGCACCCAGACCUAUAAUUAGAGUAAGUAGUCUGAGUGCUUUUAGUGGUCCUUUAAAUCUGGAUUGUCAAAGCAAUUAUGUCCCUCCCUUUUGAUGCAGAAGGAAUUACAUAGCAAUAACAAUGAUAAUGAUGGAGCUUUUAAUGUCAUAUAAUACUAAAUCAACUAACAAGCAUUAACUCUCUAAAGACAAAAUUUUGCACUUUGAGUGCAUCACCUGUGCUGGGCCCUGCUUUCAGGACUUAAUUGGUGUACCCUGUCAAACAGAUGAUACUGCACUAUUCCUUUAUAAUUCUAAAGUUGCUGUGGAAAUAUGCUGGCACUAUAUACAUUAUAAUAAUGUUCACCAAUCCUAACCCGAUGUGUAAAACAAAUUCACUCUGGGGCAGCUCUAAAGCCUCAAUUGUGCAUGAUCAUGGGUGUUUCAAAGAGGGAAUAAAGAUGGCUUCCUCUAACACCCCCCACCCUCCCAACAGAGCAAGAAAGAGUUAUUGAUUAAUAUGUAUUAAAUACAAAAUAAUAAACAUGACAUAAUACUUUUAUUUUCAGUAAUCAUAACAUAUGAAGAAAGCUUUCCUUUAAUGGAAAUUUCUAAAUAUAAAGUCAAGCUAGAUGUUUAAUUAUAUCUUAAUAUACAGACGGCAUACAUUAUUACAGCAUUUCUAAUACCUAAAGGAGGGGUGCCCAGAGGUAGAUCUCCUGAUGUUAUAGAACUACAACUCCAAUGAUGCUUUGCAUGCCUUUAGAAUUACAAAGCAUAAUGGAAGCUGUAUUUUUAAAACUUUUGGGGAUCUAACUUUUGGGCACCCCUGAUUGCGGGAUAAAACUUACCAGGAAAGGUUAAAGGAUCUUAACAUGUAUAGCUUGGAGGAAAGACGAGACAGGGGGGAUAUGAUAGAAACAUUUAAAUAUAUAAAGGGAAUCAACACAGUAAAGGAGGAGACUAUAUUUAAAAGAAGAAAAACUACCACAACAAGAGGACAUAGUCUUAAAUUAGAGGGACAAAGGUUUAAAAAUAAUAUCAGGAAGUAUUACUUUACUGAGAGGGUAGUGGAUGCAUGGAAUAGCCUUCCAGCUGAAGUGGUAGAGGUUAACACAAUAAAGGAGUUUUAAGCAUGCGUGGGAUAGGCAUAAGGUUAUCCUAACUAGAAGAUAAGGCCAGGGACUAAUGAAAGUAUUUAUUUAGAAAAUUGGGCAGACUAGAUGGGCCGAAUGGUUCUUAUCUGCCGUCACAUUCUAUGUUUCUAAUUAAACCCUACAACUGAGUUGGAUGUAUUUUUUCCCCCUACUUUGAAUUGAAAACAUAGUUUCUAACUUAGUACAACUGAUCUUUGCAGUACAAUAUUUAUUAAUCAUCAAGAUUAUGCAGUAACAACUAGCAUGUUUUGUUGUCUGGCAGAUAAAUUGUCAACGGAGAAGGUAAAAUUAGUAAUGGAUCACAUCUUCAAAUUGCAAGAGUUUUGCAACAGCAUGGCCAGACUCUCCCCAGAUGGAUAUGAAUAUGCCUACCUUAAAGCUAUUGUGCUUUUCAGUCCAGGUAUCAACUUUUUCAUUUCUUCUCUUUUAUUUCACAAUGUCUUCACAUCACCAUAUAAUAAACACAUGAAAAAAAUAACUAGUUUUGUGUAGCAGAGGGGGAAGCUAUAGUGCCAGGAAAACUAGUUUGUUUUUCUGGCACUAUAGUUUCCCUUUAAAACGAGACUCAGAAGUGUUGCUACUUCCCCAUACAUGUUAAUGAGGAAUUUACACUUCUGGAUUAUUCUUAUCAACUUUGCCCAAACUGGACAGCAGUGAUAGGCUAUGAAUGCUGGGAACAAGUUAGCCAAGCUUUCUCUGCCUAUCACAACUGACCUGGAUGAACAUAAUUGAAGUGCACAUUCUACAUUAUCACUGCUGCUAAAAGAGCUUGUUUUUUGUGAAACCACCCCCAAUCAGCCAUUACAUCCUUCUAACAGUGUUAGGCUACUGCUUCUGUGUUAUUGCAUAUAUGCUUGCAAUGUGGAUUCACUGUAUUGAUUUGAAACAGAUCAUCCUGGACUGGAAAAUGUCUCUCACAUUGAAAAACUGCAAGAGCGAGCCUACAUGGAAUUUCAGGAUUAUGUAACAAAAACCUAUCCAGAUGACACAUACAGGUGAGUAUUUUAUAUGUUCGUGGUGGUGUAGUGAAUGACAAGAUGAAUAUUCACUGAGCAAUUUUGUUGCUGCACUGGAUAUAAAUAGACAAUAAUAGUGAAUACAUUCGUAGCACAUAGAGCAGCAGAAGAUUACUACUGUUGUAAACCAAUAUAUCUGUUUUUAAAACGUUACACAGAACUGAACAGACUGCUUAAUUUCUCUGUGUUAAACUGAACAUAUGCUCAACAGCAUGACUACAUUAAUCAUUUAACUGGUACAUUCAUUUUUUUUUUUUAAAUUAAUUUUAUUUUAGUACUGUCCGAUUUCAAAACAUUGACACUGAAACAUAAACCCCCCCUAAUGAGCUGUAGAAAAGUAUUUUUUAUUUGAGCACAUCUUUGUGCAGUGUUUAUUAAAGGAACAUUCCAGAGUUGUAAAUAUCAAUAUUUAUUAAAGGAACAUUCCAGAGUUGUAAAUAUCAAUAUUUUUAUCGCUGGACUGUGGUGUGCGACAUUUAAAUUCUUGUGCGCUCCCUCCCUCUUUUUCUGCAAAUAAAGAUGUUGCUUAGUAAUAAUCCAGGGGCUAGAGGUUAUCCUCUCCACUGCCCUGCUUCACUUCCAGGAGAUCAUCUCUAAUGAUGAUCUUCUGGUCAAUACAGUUGCUUUAGGAGGCCGAGUGCAUGCGCGUCAAUCACCACUCUGUGCUGACAAUAGUUCUUAUAUAGAAACGUGAGUGAGGGCUCAAAACGUGUUAGGAAGAGCACACUCCGGUUACUCACACGCAUUCCAUGAGUUUAUAAAUGUGCCAAUUUUAUCUUAUAAAUCUGCACUUUUAUAAAGUAUGAAAGAGGGGACACUGCUAAUUCCCAAAGCACUUCAGCAAGCUCAAGUGCUAUAAGGGUUCGGAUUGUUCCUUUAACAUAUCAUACUUUUAAAUCAUGCUGGCUUUCACUGACUGUUUUAUUAUACUAUAUGUUUUAAUUUACAUUUUCUGACCAAAAGGAGGAGAUAAGAGCCUUACUGAAACCAAAGCCUUAAUUUAGGGAAAGCUAGUGCAUAAUCAAUAUUUGAAAUUUCUGCCUCCCUUAAAUAUAUUUUUCAAAUACAGAUUGGGAUAUGUAAAUGUGCUUUUUUUAAAAAAAAAUUUUUAACCUUAGGGUUUUUUUUAACCUUAGUAUUUAGAAAAUUGGGCAGACUAGAUGGGCCGAAUGGUUCUUAUCUGCCGUCACAUUCUAUGUUUCUAUGUCAUUCAGUGCCAGUAGUGUGCUUGACAUAUUGCAUAGUAAUUUGUUGGACACACCUUCUACACUCAAAGAGAUUAUGUAUUUAUGUAUCUAAUUUAAAAUAAUAUAUGCAUAUUUAUUUAUUUUUACAACCUUCAUAGGUUAUCACGACUCCUACUCCGAUUGCCAGCUCUGAGACUAAUGAGUGCCGCCAUUACAGAAGAGUUGUUUUUCGCGGGUCUGAUUGGCAAUGUGCAGAUCGACAGUAUAAUCCCUUACAUUCUGCGCAUGGAAACAUCGGACUAUAACACUCAAGUCAUCGGUCUAUCUGUGUAGCAUUCCAUGGAAAUGCUACAGACACAAAUGCAUAUGGAGUGUGACUCCAUCUCUUUGUGUCAAGAAUGGGAAACAAAAAAUGAAAGUCAUGAAUAUGCAUUUCAAUUCUAAAUCCCGGCCUUGAAUAAUGUGUACCUUCUUUGUUUUGGUAUGAGUUGGCUUGGUGGGAUAUUGUGCCUUUCGGCAUGGUGUAUAUAUUCAUAUAGAUAUAAAGAAAAGGAUUUCUAUAUUUUUCAUUUGUUUGGUAUGUUCAAGAUUCAUACAGCAGUGAUUUUAUUCCUAUUGAAGAUGAGUAUUAUGUCAUGAAACAGUGCAAUUUGUCAAGGGAAAACAUGAAGAUUGGAUUAAGAGACUGUCACACGGUUACGGAACAAUGAUUCUGCAACAAAGACAUAUUUUAUAGAGACAUUUGGACAUUGUGGAUACAAACCUUUUUAAUAUAAUUGAAAAUGAAAUAAAGCAUUCUAUAAGAAUGGUCAUAUUAACUUGAAGAAAAGUUUGCAUUUCGGAUAGUUUUCCUCAGUCCUGCAUGGAGUAAAAAAAAAAAAAAAAUAUCCCUUUUGAUCCAUUUUGUGGUAAGUCUAUUCUAGGGAACAUUGCUAGAAUAUUUCAGAACAAUCAUUUGCUGACAUUGUAUAACAAUGUGACUUAGAUUUGAAAAUGCUACAUUUUGUAAAAAAAAUAAAUAAAUUAUGAAAAGAAAGUUUUAGAAAUACUGUAUAUGUAUAAAUACAUAUAUAGAGACAGACAGUUUUGCAGGUUUUCAAGGUGAGUGUUGCUGUCCAGUGAUGGAUAUCUAUAUCACCCUAAAUGGUGCUAAAACCAGCUAUUUAAGUAUAUUUCCUUGAGAGUAAUUCAGGAACAUCUCGGCAUUAGAUGUGGGCUUUUUCAGUUUUUUAGCACGUCAUCCAAUCAUUAUUAUUAUUAUUUUGCUCACAUCCACCUUAUGCAUAGUCCUUACCACAUUUUUUUUCAUGUGUGUAUUUAGUUUUUAAGUUGACUAAGUGGUUGCGUGGGUUGAAUGUUGUAUAUUACAUACCUUUAGAUUUAAACCUAUCUUUAAAAUUUUUCCAGUUUAACACUUCCAAAACUCAGUACAUACUUAUUUUUGUCGCCUUAAAAUAAUGUUUGAUUACCUGAAAAGGUGCACAGUCUAUUUGAUCAUGUCUAUAACACACUACACAUAACUUCCCAAUUAAGUAUUUAGAGGUCAAAGUGAUAUGUCUGCUCUGAAACAUUCACAACAGAAUUUAAUCAAAUUACAUUGCACUUAAUUCUUAACCUCAAAUUAUUUCAGGCAAAAUAGUGGGAUUCUUGCUGUGCUAUUUUUGACAAAAUUGUAAUAAUUACAGUUGUCAAUACAUUAAAAUUCAUUGCUUUGUGAAUAAAGCCCACCUAUGUAACGAUGAAGGGGGUCUAUACUCCCGUUGUUACUAUCGUCUUUAUUCUAGCUGUAGGUGAAGUCUCGAUGUAAUCUAAUAGGCAAAGCAUGAAACUCCAGCCUCCCAAAUAACUGAGUACAGGCGUAAAUGAAAUGUAAUAAGCUAUACUUAUGGUUAGAAUAUAAUUAAAGAUGCUUAAUAAAUGUUUAGUUCAUAAAUCUAUAUUUAAACAUGGAAAAUAUACACACAAAUAUUAGCCUUUUAAGUCUAGUAGAUCUUGGUGAAAUCAAUAGGUAAGGCUCAUAUAAUUAUCACAUCCUCCCAGAAUGUUAUUAAUUCCCUAAAGUGCAAGUUGUUUCUUGUAAAUUGACAAUCAUUGUACCUUUCAGGAGUUUAUCCUUCUUCAAAAAAAAUGAAAACUAAGCACUUCUCCCCCUUAUUUUAUGUCUUCUUACAAUAACCUACCAUUGCAUAACUUACACACAUAGACCCAAAUGGAACAUAGUAUAAUAAUUACAAGUUUUAUUAACAAAAAGAAAAACAAGUCUAUACCUGUAUAAUCAUAUGUUUAAAUAUCUGAAGAAGAGAAUCUGUUGGUCUUGGGAGCCAGUUUUUGACAUCUGGUUUUCACCCCCAAUAUAGAUGCAAUGUUUCUUAACCUGAUUAUAUCUAAGUACCAUUAAUAAUUAGUAUUUCCAGCCAAAUUCUAAGAAUAACAUUGUCUUUAUGGGGAGGAGAGGAGGGUAGUUCCUCUUUCCAUGUUUUUUAACGUUAUGUUGAUUUAUUUAAAGGGACAGUAUAGCCACCAGAACCACUAGAACUUAAUGUAGUUGUUCUGGUGAGUAUAGCCUGUCCCUGCAGAUAUUUCCAUGUAAACACUGCCUUAUCAGAAAAAAGGAAGGGUUUGCAUUGCUGGCUAGUUACUCCUCUAGUGGCAGUCACUCAGAUGGCCAUUAGAGGUGCUUCCUGUGUCAGUGCUCAACAGUGUUUAGCAUAGAGGCGCUGAUGUUCCCUAGAGAUGGAUUGAUUCAGUGCAUCUCAAUUAGGAGAUGCUGAUUGGCACAGCCUUUUGCCACGUAUGCUCAAUAGCUUCCCAAUACUUUCCUAUGGGAAAGCAGUGGAUUGGCUGAGAUCAUCAAAAUUCAUGCUCUUAGCCAUGGAAUUGGGACCAAACCGGUGUGGCAUGGGAGAAAAGGUGAGUAAAAUCCUCUUUAUUCUCUCUCUCGAGAGGGACUAUGGACCUAAUGCUGCAUUCUAACACUGUAGUGUCAGUAAUACAUAUUUUUGUUCCUUUAACAAAUUUGUUUGUGUAGGCUGAAAAUUAAAUUGAAUAUAGAAACCUGCUUCAUCCUGGAACUGAGCUCCUCCAACUUUUCUCUCUUUCAACCACUUUUAGAAUUCUUGUCAACUUUUACCCCUCGAUCUUUGCUCACAGGUGUAAACAUUAUUUUCUGGCUUUAGACCUCCAGGACAGUGUGUCCCCUGUCUGUCAUGAUUGAGCCGAAUAGUGAUGUCAGUUGCUAAAAUCUUUAAUAUAAAACCACAUCACAUGACAACAGGUUUAUUGAUUACUCCAACCAGCAUGACAGUUAUUAGAAGUGGUCAUGGUGGUAGCAGUCAGUAUGUGCAAUGUUGCAUCUUACAACACUGCACAUACUGAGAUAUUUGUAAUUGUGUGCUGGGUCCUAGUUGAACCCCCCCCGCACACAUUACACUGACAAUGCCAACUUUGUCCGUAAAUUACGUCAGUUGUUGACAACAGACUUAAAAAUCUACCCCUUGCAGACAGAGCAGUUGCAUAUGUAAACUGGCUCUUGUGAAUUCUCCUGAAGUGCCAGUUUAGUAAAUACGUCCUUUUUACUGUUUUAUCUUGACAGCUCAAUGUGUCAGUAUUUCUAUAUUUGUCAUCUUUCACAAUGUUUCACUGUAAGACACUUUAAAUGUGAUUUGCUUUUUCAUUGUUUGCUCUGUAUUAAAAUAAGCAGAUUUACUUUUUUGUUGUGAAUAUCUAUUUUAAAAUCUAUGUUAAGCAGUGACCCCACCAAAUUCUAGCCAAAUUUAGAUUUCAUUGUAGUCCCCCAUUUGAUAGAGAGCAGUUGUUGCCCCACUCUCCCCUCAAAAUUAUAGUUUGUUAAAGUGUAUCUGCCAAAGAAAAAUGGCACGUCCUCACUUGAGAAUAUGUUAUGUGUACAUUGGGGUAACAAAGGCGCUAGCAAUGUGUAUAACAUCUUAUUUUAGAGUUCCCUUUUAGCUUGUAUGUCUGUGCUUCAGGAAUAAAUUUGUCUCCCACGGUGGAUUUACAUCCAUCUACUUAAAGGGACACUAUAGUCACCAGAAAAACUACAGCUUAUUGAAUUUGUUCUGGUGAGUAGAAUCAUUACCUUCAGGCUUUUUGCUGUAAACACUGUCUUUUCAGAGAAAAUGCAGUGUUUACAUUACAGCCUAGUGAUAACUUCACUGGUCACUCCUCAUGUGGCUGUUAGAAAUCUUUCCUGGGUCAUGGCUGCCUAAAAUGCAUCCAAACAUUCAGUAUGUCCUCUCUCUGCAUGCAGACACUGAACUUUCCUUAUAGAGAUUCAUUGAUUCAAUUCAUCUAUAUGAGGAGAUGUUGAUUGGCCAGGGCUGUGUUUGAAUUGUGCCGGCUCUGCCCCUGAUCUGCCUCUUUGUCAGUCUCAGCCAAUCCUAUGGGGAAGCACUGUGAUUGGAUCAGGCUACUACUUCUUAUGUCAGCAGGCAGUGGGCAGGUCUAAAGGAAACAGGGACAAAGUAAGCAGCUCCAGAUUUGAAAACAAGUAAGAUUUUACUAUAUUUAGGGAGGCAGGGUGGCUUGAUGGUGGUUUUAACCCUAUAGGGUCAGUAAUACAUGUUUGUGUUCCUGACCCUAUAGUGCUCCUUUAACUCCCAAUUGUGCAUUUUGCAUCCUACAAUACCUUAUACACGGUUUUGUUCAAUAUAGCUGUCUUGUAAAAGGCAGUAGCAACAUUCAGGUACAUAUAUCAUAUCAUUUAAUAUAUACAUUUGCUGGCAAUUCAGUUUGAUGUUGAUCACUACAUAAAGCUAACCUUGCAAUCCACACGUUAUAACAGAUCCAAUUUAAAUAGGACAAGUCACUCAGAAAUGUGCAGAUAAGAAUGGUUUGUUCAUGUAUAGCAUUUAAGCUUUACAGGGUGCCUGGCUAAUUAAAAGCAGUUGUAUAGGUUAAAUGAUACAUACUUUUGGGACAUUUGGUUCUGGUUCUCUACAGUGGUCUAAAUGCUUAUCAAUGUGCUCCUAUAUUCCACCAAACGUGUUAUCUAUGCAUUUACUAAAAUGUCAGCUAGCACAGUGUAUAUAUAUAUAUUAAAUUGGAUGCUUUGUGAGAGGCGCACAUAUUUGAUUCUCAUAAUUAUGAAAACAGUAAAAAAUAAGUUUUCAAGUUGUGAUGCUCAGACUUUCCAAACUGGAGAAAGAUUACAGAGAAGCAAUAAUAUCUACACAAUAUAUAGUAACACAAAAACACACCCAGCUAACUGCACUGUUUUUGAUAAAGUAGAUGCCGCAUUGAAGGCAUUCUGAUCGAUUAGAAACUCAUUCCAUAUAAACCAUUUACGACCUUGGUUGACUGUUUUUGUUUUGCCUUAUAUGUAUAAAAGGUAUUGUAAAUGUCUUGAAUCCUAAUGGAACGUGUCAAUUCUAUUUCAGUUGUAUUUUUUAAGAAGCAUACUGUACCUUUUUAU
Pelobates cultripes (western spadefoot toad) is the source of this 34325-nucleotide messenger RNA. NCBI's taxonomy places the organism in Eukaryota, Metazoa, Chordata, Amphibia, Anura, Pelobatidae. The record is from the annotation of a GenBank genome assembly.